UCUUGACUUCAUGGUGGAUCGUAACUGAGUGCAUGAUCUAUUGUUGGUCAAGUGCGAGACUAUUCGUGCAUUCAAAUGUUUGAGUGAGGAUCCACGCCCUACGCCCUUAUGGAUAAUGGGCCUGAAAGAGCAUGUCCUAGUUAUAUGCCUAUCUAGGUAGUUACAUGAAAUUCAACGAAGAUUCGUGGCCUAUGCUGAGAUCAUCGGACGACCUGCACCUCCAUAACGCGAAUAGAACUGACUGCAAUAGACCAAGAAGUGUCCAUGAUGAUGUAGAAGUGGACUCGUGAGUCAACCAUCUCAAACAAGCGCCAAGGCCAGCGCCCUUCUUAGCGCCACCCACAAGCGACAUCCCCACCUACAAAAGAUCGCUUGCGCCCGCUGCUACUGAUUUCUCUCCAACCCGCAACCCGCUACAGAACCCACCAAAGGAAAUAACAGCAUCCCUUGGGAGACAUCAUCACCAUGUCGAAGAUCUCUGUCGCCGGCGUGCGCACAAAUGUGCAGCAGCUCUUGGAGUACUCCAACGAGACGAAGAAGAGGAACUUCGUCGAGACUGUCGAGCUUCAGAUCGGCUUGAAGAACUACGAUCCCCAGCGUGACAAGCGUUUCUCCGGAACCAUCAAGCUCCCCACUGUCCCUCGUCCUCGUAUGGCUAUCUGCGUUCUUGGUGACCAGCACGAUAUCGAUCGUGCCAAGCACCACGGUGUCGAUGCCAUGUCCAGCGACGAUCUCAAGAAGCUGAACAAGAACAAGAAGCUCAUCAAGAAGCUUGCUCGCAAGUACGAUGCCUUCAUCGCUUCCGACGCCUUGAUCAAGCAGAUUCCCCGUCUCCUCGGUCCCGGUCUCUCCAAGGCCGGCAAGUUCCCCACGCCCGUUUCCCACAACGAGGACUUGGCCAAUAAGAUCACCGAGGUCAAGUCGACCAUCAAGUUCCAGCUCAAGAAGGUGCUCUGCAUGGGUGUCGCUAUCGGCAACGUUGGCAUGACCGAGGAUGAGUUGAUCUCCAACAUCAUGUUGAGCAUCAACUACCUCGUCUCUCUCUUGAAGAAGGGAUGGCAGAACGUUGGUAGCUUGACCAUCAAGGCUACCAUGAGCCCUCCCCGCCGCCUGUACUAGACGGUUGUGCGCAAAUUUCCAGGUUGGUUAAUGGCGAACUGUUUAAGGUGGUUUGUCAGAUGCGCCGACAAUGGAUAUGGUUGCUCGAUCGCACGAGUUGGGCAGUAGUGUGGCUGCAUAUGUAGUCAACGAACCAUGUAGCUAGUCAACGAAUCAUGAAGCCCAUGCCUAUAUCUCCGCGCUUAUUCAAUGUCUGUGAAGUGUUUCAUCUGCCGUCGUAUAUGCCUGAUUCCAAAUGACCUACCACAUUGCCUACCUCGAUUCCUAUAGCCCAUGGCCUCAGUUGACGUUUAAGCUCCUGCCCUGCCUCCUAUCGUCUUCUAUGACCGCCCCGUUUUUUACUCGCAGUAAUCAAGCUACUAGUAAAAAAACCCGACCAAAGAGACCCCACUCCCAGCCUCCUCUCCCGUCUCGAAGGGCAAGAAAAAAAAAAUCCUCACGCACCCACUCCACCCGCUUACCUAACGCACGCGCCCACCUCGGCUGCGCGGCCGCACAGACCACCACGCUUCUCUAUAUAAUCCCGUCGUCCCCCGUCCCCCUCUUACCGCUCCUCAUCAUCAGUCAGGUAAUCUACAUACCUUUGUAUAUCGUGGCUCCGCCUUGUGCGGCUUGCUGAGGCCUAUAUUCUUAUCUUCUCAAUGGAUAGUCCUCCGUUCCCGGCCCCGUAGAGUGAAAUCCAACCGUUCUUUCCUUUACAACUACUAUUUUUACUCCGUGAAAAGAUGGAGAGGAGUUGUGGGAUGGGUGGGACAUACUUCUGUUUUCUUUUCUUCUUCCUUUGACUUUGUUGUCGAAGAUUAUUGUCUUGUUGCUGCGCGAUGCGUGUGUGGGUAGUAGGCAAUGUUGCGUUGCUUGCGCUGUCGAUGUCGCUGUUUUUCUGAGGCAAGGCUUUUGUGGUGGUGCUCGCAAAAAGUUUUCUUCGCGCCUGUGCUCAAUAUGGUGGCGCGUGGAUGCUAUU
This is a messenger RNA of Periconia digitata, 2080 nucleotides long. NCBI's taxonomy places the organism in Eukaryota, Fungi, Ascomycota, Dothideomycetes, Pleosporales, Periconiaceae. The record is from the annotation of a GenBank genome assembly.